AUGGAAUCGCACGAUGACGAUGGCUCCAUUUGGGGUUUUGUCGGGACUAAUCGCGAGCAGUCAGAAAACGGAGAGAGCGAUGACGGCAGCAUGGUUAUGGUGGCUCGGUCCUCGAGUCCCUGGCCUGUUGACUUUCGCGCCAUCCGCAAUCCAAUCCCUCCUCCAGUGAGACUAGAAUGGCCUCCCACCUUGCCGUGGUUCCAAGCUCAGGCUCUUUAUUCUAGAGUCAGGGGUACCGAUCAUCUACAAAGUCCCACUGCAUGGCGUUGGCUGAUCGAUGGUGCGAAGUUGUUUCCAACGCCGGAGACUAGCAAGACGCUAAUGACCGCUGUCGGGUCGCGGGCAGUUGCCAAUAUGCUCACCGAGACGGGAGGCAUCAAGUUAGCCGCCGCCGAGCUAGCGAAGUCAAUGCCGGAGAGUUUCGAGGGGGAACAUAUGUCCCGCCUCGAGGCCCUAAUCGGCGACGAUCCGUUGGAAGCCAAGCAUGCGGCGCUACGUUUGCUCGCCUACCAGGUCUCGAACAACCUCGUGCAGGACGACGAGGACGACCCGGACGAUGACAAGAACGAGAGAAUCGUCAAGAUGUUCAGGGAUGUCGGCCUUCCCUCGGAUCUCUGGGUGAAGACUUUCUCGCAGAACGACCAAUCGACCAGGGCUUUCGCCGAGAACUUAUUUGAGGCGGCCGUCAACUGCCGGGCUCGCGAUGUGAUGGAGGCACUUCUGGAGUCCGGUGUCAACCCCAACCAAGUAGUAAGGUCGGUUAUGACUGGCCGGCUUGCGAGACCGAUACAGAUCGCAGCGGAUUCCCGGGUCCACGAUGCUGAAAUGGCAGCAUUGUUGCUCCGCCAUGGAGCGGGUGUUGACUUGACCACCGAGGAGGAAGAAAAGCCCGCCAUGCACAUUGCAGCGGGGUCCGCAACGCUGGAUGUUGUCAAAGUGCUCGCCGAGAACGGCGCAGAUAUCUAUGGUCGCUGUAGCCCAGACUUCCUCGAACCCGUCAGCACUCACACGCCGUUGGUUUGUGCAGCCAACUCGGCAGCGUACCAAGAAAGAUGGUACCAAGAAGGUCGACGAUCACCACAAGAAGCCAACCUGCCAGAGGAGCGUCCAAGCUACCAGAUCUUUCGUUAUCUUCUUGAUUUACACAGAAAAGCCAAGUUUCCAAGCCGGAAUCGGAGCAUCUACCGAGACGCACUUGUGAUGGCAGCAUUUCGCGGAAGGAUCGACUUCAUCAAUCUCCUCCGAACCGUAAGCGUGGACGCAUCUGAGCGCACAGCCAGCGGCGUCAGUCCCCUAGAAGCCGCCGCAGCGCGAGCCCAGAGGACAGUGCCAACCUCAUCGAUUCUCCUCAAGAUGGGAGCGGCGGCAAGCCCGCCGCGCCGGCGGGGACGUCGCGGCGAGCAGCCAUCUGCACUGCAUAUCGCGGCCUCGAACGAUGACGCCAAGCUGGUACAGCUGCUCGUCGAUAACGGCGCCCUAGUCAACGACCAUGUCAGGCUCGAAUCGUGGACCGACACUGGUGUCCUCAGCAGGGACUACUACUAUCGCAAUCCGGAGGACUCGAAACCGGUCUUCCUUCACCAUCACACCCCUCUCCAAAUGGCGCUCCACUCAAGGACCGACAUGUUCCGCGCUGGGCACAAAACGGGCACGUCGGCCCUCAUCUUGCUAUCAGCCGGCGCCGAUCUCGUAGGUGGGGAGCUCGCCCAGGCCGUUCUCAUCGGAAACGAGGAUGUCAUCCACGCGCUGCUGGACCGUGGAGCUGACCCCAACGACAAGGGCCUGGAUGGUCUGACCGCCCUCCAAGCCGCCAUCUCUGCGGGCCAGGAGGAAAUAGCUACCAUUCUGCUACGUUCCGGAGCCAAGCUAUGCGGCGGCGAGAUGUACUUGGCCGUCAAUGCCGGUCAGAGGAAGAUGGUGGAAGCGCUCCUCGAGAGGGGCAGCAGCCUGAAGGACACCAGCCUGACGGGAUCGACGUUGCUGGAGGCAGCUUGCAACUCCGGUUGCUUAACUUUUCUGACAGAGAUCGCCGGUGAGGGGCGUGUUACCCUCCGCUACGACUCUGGCGCUCUAUGCGCCGCUGUGCUCAAGGGAGAUUUGGCCCUCGUCGACGAACUGCUCAAAUUGAGACCACGCGGGAGAAGAAACCCGGUAUUGGAAGCCACAGCCCUCGGCAUCGCGGCGUACACAGAACAGGAGCCGAUAUUCAACCGCCUCCUCCGCCUAGACAACGGUUUCCCAACGCACUGCAUACUUCCCAUGCCCGACGAUUUCCACGGCCACAAAGCCGUGAUCCUCUACAGAUACACCGUCUCCGAAGCCUACAAAACCACCGGCUUCUGGCACAAGCCCAACAUGAUCCGCUCCUCCCCCCUCGUCCCAGCCCUCCUCUCCAAGAACCACACCCUCAUCCAAGCCCUCCUCUCCGCCCACCACCGGCCCGACCCCCUCUCCCUCCUCGUCGCAAUCCGCCACCACCCCCCACCCACCAUAACCACCCUCCUCGCCCACGGCGCAGACGUCAGCCGGCCCCCGCGCCACGACCUCGACACCCCCUUGCAAUUCUCCAUCCGCCUCCGCCGCCUCGCCACCGCCCGCCUCCUCCUCUCCCACGGCGCCGACCCCUCCGCCCUGCCCGCCGUCCUAGUCCCGGCGUACGACCCGGGCACAGACGACCCGCCUCUCCCAAACGCCUGGCGCGGCCGCUCGGCGGUGCAGGCGGCGGUGGAGACGGGAGACGACGACGACGGGUUGCUGGAGGAGCUUGUGUCUGGGCGCGGCGUGGACGUCGACGGGCCUGUUGCGGCCGACACGGGUGCUUCGGCUUUGCAGCUUGCGGCAAUGGCGGGGCGGAUGGGGGUUGCGAGGCGGUUGGUUGGGGGUGGGGCGCUGGUUGACCGGGGGCGGGCGGAGAGGUUUGGGCGGACGGCGCUGGAGGGCGCGGCGGAGAUGGGGAGGCUUGAUAUGGUGCAUUUCCUGCUGGAGAGGGGGGCGCGCAUCACGGGGUGGUGGGGCACGUGGCAGUACCUGCGGGCGGUGGGGUUUGCGCGGCGGAAUGGACACCUUGCUGUGGCGAGGUUGCUGGAGGGGCGGAGGAGGUGGGGGAGGGUUAAUUGGGCGCGGUUUGAGAAUCCUGGGCUGCUGGAUGAGGUGUUUGUGCUGGAUCAGCGGCCGCCUAGGGGGUUUAGGUCUUCCACUUCUAAUGAGGAUGAGGAGGAGGAAUUUGAUGAGUCUGAAGACGAUGAGGAGGCAUAUGAUGAUUCUGAAGGCGACGAGGAGAAGCGUGAAGACGAAGAGGGCGGGGAAGACGAAGACGAGGUGGUUGUAGUAAAAUGA
Phialemonium atrogriseum is the source of this 3336-nucleotide messenger RNA. RefSeq names its product ankyrin repeat-containing domain protein. The transcript has 4 exons. The record is from RefSeq and is a predicted model, not a curated record. The coding region runs from base 1 to 3336 and encodes 1111 amino acids. Gene Ontology annotation, molecular function: protein binding. NCBI's taxonomy places the organism in Eukaryota, Fungi, Ascomycota, Sordariomycetes, Cephalothecales, Cephalothecaceae.